UGCUCCACUGGACGAUCACCGGGUCGAGAGAGUAAACUGUGAGGUCGAGCUAUCUGUCUAGAUCUUGAUUUACACACUAAAGAAACGAGCUGGAGCUGUUUGGGAAUCAGAGCUCGGACGCUUGAACGCCACGUUUGUCCGCUCCUUGUCCACACAGCCCGGAAAGGGGGCUGGAGCAGGAAGCUUCCACAAGCCGGAAAAAACCCAGGCAGCGAGGAGGGAUGGAGAUAGACUGUCAGUCCGAGGAGGCCAUGGUCUCUUCAUUUGACGAUGACUGUGUCGGGCUUGGUGACGUCAAAGACAUGAGACUGGAGGCAGAAGCAGUGGUGGCCGACGUACUCUUUGCCGUCACAGUAAUGCACGUGUCAUAUAGUCUCAGCAGUGCGUUGGACGUAGCCUACAUCAACGUGCAAACGAGAGAGGGAAACCGGUAUUGUCUGGAGCUCACAGAGGCCGGACUGAGGGUGGUGGGCUAUGCUUUUGAUCAAGUGGACGAGGAUUUGACCAACCAGUAUCAUGAGACGGCUUACUCCCUCCUGGACUCGCUCAGUCCGGGAUACAGAGAGGCCUUCGGGAACGCUUUGCUGCAGCGGCUGGAGGGGCUGAAGCAAAGUGGACGAUAAAGAAACAAUAACCAGGGGACUUGGAUGCUACAUUAGAUGUUCAAGUGAAAAGGGGCUGACGAUGUUGGUGCAUUUGGACAUGAGCCAAUAAUAACCACAUCUGGUCCAAGAUUAUAGCCUAUUAUGUGACAACCACCUGCCUAGCUACCACUCCAAUAAGCUGUACCCUGCCCUAACAAGGUUGCUUUGUUUCGAGUUCAUAUCAUUGAAUGGCAACAUAUGAUACUUCAGAGUGUGCUGUUGGUACGGUUGCAACAUAAUGGUGUUGACCGAAACUGUGGAGAGAUCUUCCAGCUUCCACUUGUUACAAGUUUGUAACUGUGCAGGAAAGAAGCAGCAGGUUGUACCGGUAGAAGUUCCUUGUCCUCCUCCCCGUCUUCUGCCCUGCCUGCACUAAAACUGUGACCUGAGGAUCUCUGCUCUAACAUACUCAACUCCUUCUCAUUCAGCAGGUGUCUCAGUAAAAGAGCCAAAGCUAUAUUCUCUGCCUUAAUGAUCGACUUUUGGUUUGAAAAGUGCAAAAUGAACCCAUUCCUGAAAGGAGAUCGUUUUUUUGUGGGGCUGUCAUUUCACAAACUUAUUUGAAAGUUCUGAUUAUUUUGUAAACAGACACCGUAUUUAAUAUUUUAAUUUAAUAGGGUAAUUUUGUCCCUCCAUAUGACAAAGUACAUUAUAUUUCAAUUUUUUUUUCCCUUAACAUAUAAACUAUUUAACACAAUGCAAAUCAGUUUAUAUUCAGCAAUGAUUUCUGGAGUUUACUUUGAUUUAUUGAACAUGUGACCUGGUUAUGAUCCCGCCUAGGUCUUUUCCAAUGUACUUUAAGUAAACUUGUACCUUCCAUUCAGUUUUUCCUUGCUGCUGGCCUUUGCUCUGAUCAAUAAAAUCUCAGAAGUA
Messenger RNA from Platichthys flesus (European flounder), 1517 nucleotides. It is a transcript of the gene gskip, whose product is annotated as gsk3b interacting protein. The transcript has 3 exons. Gene Ontology annotation, cellular component: cytoplasm. The record is from RefSeq and is a predicted model, not a curated record. Gene Ontology annotation, molecular function: protein kinase A binding; kinase regulator activity. The coding region runs from base 222 to 623 and encodes 133 amino acids. Gene Ontology annotation, biological process: regulation of canonical Wnt signaling pathway. NCBI's taxonomy places the organism in Eukaryota, Metazoa, Chordata, Actinopteri, Pleuronectiformes, Pleuronectidae.